This is a messenger RNA of Gaeumannomyces tritici R3-111a-1, 420 nucleotides long. RefSeq lists its product as hypothetical. The record is from RefSeq and is a predicted model, not a curated record. The transcript has 2 exons. Lineage: Eukaryota; Fungi; Ascomycota; Sordariomycetes; Magnaporthales; Magnaporthaceae. Bases 1 to 420 code for a protein of 139 amino acids.
AUGUACGGCCUACCGUUGACGCCCACUUUCCUGCGCCUGCGCUGCCUGUCGACAAGCAGGCACGACUGGCUACGAAACUCACUUGCCCGAGCUUCCCAUGCCAGCCGCCACUACAUCAAGUAUUCGCCUCAACCGCCAGCGUCGGCUGCCCGCCGCCAAGUCGGCCCGCGCCCAGUCGUCUGCCAGCUCGUGCAAGUCUACAAGUGUUGCGCUGUCUAUGCAUUUGUUCCUGGCCACCAGCCUGAUAGCAGAUGUCAGAUCCGCGCCACUAACCAUGCCGUCACAAGAAGGAGCGGUGCCAUCAGCAAGCGCACAACACAGGGCGGCCGCGCUUCACGUUACCAUCGCCCCAGCCGCACUGCUGCGCUGGUGUCGUUGAUCUCGUCCCCAACCACGACCACCGAGCCGUCGACUAGCUGA